Striga asiatica is the source of this 1226-nucleotide messenger RNA. Lineage: Eukaryota; Viridiplantae; Streptophyta; Magnoliopsida; Lamiales; Orobanchaceae. The record is from the annotation of a GenBank genome assembly.
AUAUCACGCCUAAUCCAGAGCAAAGCAAACGAGAGCUUGAUCUACGUAAACAUGGAAUCUAGGUAUAAAAAUAAUAAUAAAUAAAUAAAUAAAAUUAGUUAAAUACUUCGAACGUGUGGGUCUCAAUCGCCCGGCAACAGUCGGGAGUUAAAAAAACAAAAAAAAUAUAUCAAAUCCGAAAAUAAAUCGCCGUCGGUGGCGCUACGGCUGAGAAUGGGCGGAGGAACGGUGAUAAUAUUCGAUUUCGACAGGACGCUGAUUGAAGACGACAGCGACCGAUGGGUGGUGACGAAUAUGGGCCUCGCCCAAUUGUUCAAUCAUCUCCGAUCUACAUUGCCUUGGAACUCACUUAUGGACAGGAUGCUGGAGGAGCUACACAUCCAAGGGAAAACAGUCAAUGAUAUUACCGAUUGUUUAAAAACCAUGCCUUUGCAUCCAGAUGUCAUUGCAGUUAUAAAAUCAGCUCAUGCUCUGGGGUGUGACUUGAAGGUGGUUAGUGAUUCGAACCACUUUUACAUCAAAACUAUUUUGGAACAUCAUGGAAUAUAUGACUGUUUCUCAGAUAUUGUCACGAACCCUGCCGUCUUAGAUGGUGAACGGCUUAGGAUAUUUCCGUAUCAUGAUGGUGUUUCGUCACAUGAUUGUGAUCUUUGCCCUCGCAAUUUAUGCAAGGGCAUUGUGAUUAAGCAGAUCCAAACCUCUGUGACUGAAAACGAGAACAAAAGAAUAAUAUAUAUUGGAGAUGGGAUGAACGACUUUUGUCCAACCCUGAAGCUUGUCAAACGAGAUUAUGUUUUGCCAAGGAAAAACUUCCCUUUAUGGGGUCGAAUUGCGAAAAACUCCGAACUCGUUAAAGCAAAGGUUUUCGACUGGGGAAGUGGUGAAGAUCUUGCCAAGAUCCUGCUCCAACUUAUUAACAGCUAAUCCUUUGAAGCGGAUAUGUAGUGAGACUCGAACUGCUCAAUUCUAGUUAUGCACUGAGUAAAAUGUAUAGUGAAAAGUAUCCUAUGAUGUCUCGUAGAGAGUAAAUAGCGGCUCAUUUGUCAUUGUGUUUAAUUAUGCUGGCAAAAUUCAAGAUUCUUCUUUAAUUGGUUGGUUAAUAAUUUAUUACUGUGAGCAACUAUUCAUAUUGAGCAUGAAGAUUUGUCCGGGCGAUGCUGUCUUAUAUGCUUAACAUGUAUAAUUGUAUUAAUCGAGAUAUCGAGUACAAGGAUUAAGAAACCAAU